UUUGACAUUUAUAUCCACCGAUUAUUAAAAUUAAUAAUGUAUUAAAUUUUGACUAUCCAAUUAAUGUGAUAAUUGUAACCCUAUGUAGUUAUUCAAAUUGCAAUUUACUUAUUUGAAUUAGUUAAUACAAUGUAUUAACUAUAACAGUAUUGUGAAAUGUUGUGAUCAAGUGUGAUUGAUGUUUGUUUUACGCUAAGUGUUUUUUGUGUUGGGGUGGAAGUGCCUUUCCAGUUGUCACAAGAUGCCUUUCAACUUCUUGUGCUGUGUGAGACCUGGAGUGGAGGAAGUGGUGGAAUUAGAUUAUUCACAUCAGUCACUAACAGACGUCCCAUCAGAUGUCUUUGUAUACGAAAGGACCCUUGAAACCUUAUAUUGUCAAAGUAAUCGUAUCAGUGAGUUACCACGACAGCUUUUUAUGUGUCAUGGACUGAAACACUUGGACCUCAGCGACAAUGAGCUACAAGCUAUACCAACCGCCAUAUCUUCAUUGGUAAAUUUACAGUACUUGAAUAUUAGCAGAAAUACAUUAGCUUCUAUACCCGAUACCAUGAAAGCAUUAAAGUAUUUAAUGUACUUAGAUCUUAGUGUUAAUCCUUUAGAAAAACUUCCAGAUGCUAUUACAAACCUUAUAGCUUUGCAAGAAUUGUAUCUGAAUGAUACAUAUUUGGAGUACCUACCAGGAAACUUUGGUAGACUUGCAAGUCUGCGUAUACUUGAAUUGCGAGAUAAUUAUUUAAUGAUUUUACCAAAAUCUUUGUCACGAUCUACAGACUUGUUAAGGUUAGAUAUAGGUCAAAAUGAAUUUCAACAGUUCCCAGAAGUUAUUGGAAGAUUUACUAAAUUGAGAGAGUUGUGGAUGGAUAGUAAUAGUUUAAUGAACAUACCAGCAGCAAUAAAGCCAUUAGAAAAUUUAAUACACCUUGAAGCUAGCAAUAAUAUGAUAGAAGAAAUUGCACCAGAAAUUGGUUACUGCACAAAAUUGGUGGAUUUGAGUUUGUCAAUUAACAGUUUAACCCAACUUCCAGAUAGCAUUGGGCAAUUAAAUAAUUUAACCACUUUAAAAUUAGAUAACAACAGGUUGUAUUCUAUCCCAGAGAGUAUAGGACAAUUAACUAGUUUAGAAGAGCUUAUGUUGAUGUGCAACUAUUUAGAAAAAAUACCAUCCUCAAUAGCUCUAAGGAAAUUACAGUAUCUUAAUAUCGAUGAUAAUAUGUUAAGAAUGAUUCCUCCAGAAAUAGGGAGCUGUACAAAGUUAUCUGUGUUGUCACUUCGAGCAAAUAAACUAACUAAGAUCCCUCCAGAAAUUGGCCAUUUAUGCUCUUUAAGAGUUUUAAACUUAGUGAGAAAUUCUCUAGGUUGUCUUCCUCAGUCCUUAUUAAAUUGUGAUAAUUUAGUAGCCCUCUGGCUGUCUGAAAAUCAAAGUAAACCUUUAGUGCCUAUGCAUUCCGAAGUAGACCCACAUACUUAUGAACAGGUCCUUACAUGUUUCCUCUUUCCCCAAGUGCCUUUGACGCCAAUAGAGAUGAAAUCAACAGACAAUGAAUAUAAAUCAGAAAAUGAAAAUGCACAACCACCUGUUCGACAUAUUAGCUUUGUGGAUAUGAAAGCACUGCCAAAAGUCCCUGAAAAACCAGGACAGUUGCGAAGAGCACCAACACCUUAUCCAAAGGAAUUAAGAGCUUUAGCUAAGCAUGCUAGAAAUAUCCAUAAAGAUGGUACACAAGAUGUUUCUCCGCCUAUGCAAAAUGCAGUGCAUAUAAAAGCAGCUAAAAUCACACCUACAUUACAACAAAGAUUUGCUUCAGAUAACAAAAAAGAUAUAAGUAAUGUUACAAAAGACAAUAUAGAUGGAGUGAAAACACAAGAUGCUAUGAAAUUGUCAGUGUAUGAUAAUAUUCCCAUAGAAAAUUCUUAUGAUAAACCAUUAGAACUCUCAAAUGAGAUAGAUACAACUUACAAAGGUGUUGACCAUGCUUUGUAUCCAGAGAAUAAUGUUAGUCAAAAUUCUGAUUGUAAACAUGAAAACUUAAACCACUACAUGCUAUCUCAGAGACAUUACAAUACAAAAUUGAAUGAAAACUAUGCUUCUAGGCAAGAUAUGGAUAGAACAGGGGUUCCUCAAAAUAUUUAUGGUGUCCACACAGUUGAAAAUAAAAAUUAUUCUGUUAAUAAUGACAAUACUUUUAGGAACAAUUUAGAUGAAACUCAUAGGCUACAACGACUAAGUCUUGUUUCACAGGAUAGACGAUCGAAUAAUGAAAUGGUAUUAUCACCUAACUUUGAAGAUACCUCAUAUAAUACAAGAAUAGUUGAUAAUAUUCCUCAAUUUGAACCUAUGUAUUCUAGAAAGGAUCAUAUUAUAUCUCAUCCUGUACCAGAGGGUAAAUAUAGAGAUAAGAUAUAUGACUCAGAAACAUUUGCACGAUCUAAAGAAAAAAAUUUCAGCCAAAGAAAUUAUGAUACCUACAAUUACAAUCCCCGUGGGAGCCGUGAUUUAGCAGGUUCAAGAAUACAUACCGUUAGUCAAGUUGUUAGUUCUACAACAAUGCCUAAUUUAAGUAACUACAAUAACAUGUAUCCCAUACAAGGCGUAGAUGGCCCUCAAUUUGCAACAGCCAUCCAUCAAACAUCACCAAAUGCGAACUUUUAUAGUGGUGUAGCUUCAAGCCCUACUUAUGUGUCUUCACAGUCCCCUGGACUGUAUUCCCCAACUGGCCACACAAAUACGACAAAUCCAUAUCGUAUGACGAACACGCCUCUUGUAUCAGAUGAUGGUAGUUAUAGCCAUAUGAAUUCCCCUACAAGUCAGAAUAUGUAUGACUUGUAUGAUGCCAUGCCAGCUCCAUCCAGUACUCCAAGUGUUAUUAGUCACCGCCAUAGCCCCAGUGGCGUAUCGGAACCUGUGUAUGGACGCGGUCAACCUCCGCCUUACCAUAUUGCAGCUCCCUACACAAAACAUGCACAAUAUUUUAAUGGCACAAGUGGAUAGUGUCAGUGUAUUAGAGGGAGACAAACAUUCUUCCUACAAAGAGUAAAAUCAUAUGAACACUAUUAAACUUUAAUUAAAUAUCUUGUCUGUUCUUUCUCAUUCUAUUUUGUUAUAUGCAUGUUUUGUGAAUGUGCAAUUUAUAUGUGAUAUAAUAUAAUAAUGUUGGAAGAAUAAUGUAAUUAUAAGGUGCUAAGAAACAGAUUAAAUUGU
This is a messenger RNA of Achroia grisella, 3199 nucleotides long. RefSeq names its product protein lap1-like (gene Lap1). Gene Ontology annotation, molecular function: protein binding. The record is from RefSeq and is a predicted model, not a curated record. NCBI's taxonomy places the organism in Eukaryota, Metazoa, Arthropoda, Insecta, Lepidoptera, Pyralidae. Gene Ontology annotation, cellular component: postsynaptic membrane; postsynaptic density; adherens junction. Gene Ontology annotation, biological process: neurotransmitter receptor transport postsynaptic membrane to endosome; neurotransmitter receptor transport, endosome to postsynaptic membrane.